AUGAGCACCCAGCCGAGCACACCGAAACAAGAGCCCGCGAAGCCGCACACGCCCGGAAACGACGCAAAAAGCGGCGAGACCAAGUCGAAGGUUCGUUUUUGUCAAUUCUUCUCAUUUUUCGCCUGUUUUCGUUGCAGACUCCGGUGGUUCCGCUGCCGCACGAAACUCCCGCGGCCGUCCGAAAUCGCCGUCACAUUCAGGCCGAACUGCACAUCGGAUCGCCCUCCGACAGCACUCUUUCGCCGUGCUCCAGCAAGAUUUUCGGAAAAAAGGUGCGGAAUUUGUGUGAACUCAACUGGAGCUUGUUUUUUGGAGAAGCAUUUUUCCGCUAAGCAUCCUAUUUCUAAGCGAAUUUUCAUGAUUCACUUCUAAUUUUGCUCAAUUUUCAGUCGGCAAUUUCGGGCCCGGCUGCGAUCCUCCGCAACAAGCAGCAGUCGACGAUUCCGUUCAAAAUGGACGAAGACUAG
This is a messenger RNA of Caenorhabditis sp. 36 PRJEB53466, 467 nucleotides long. The record is from the annotation of a GenBank genome assembly. NCBI's taxonomy places the organism in Eukaryota, Metazoa, Nematoda, Chromadorea, Rhabditida, Rhabditidae.